AUGCCACGCCCAGAAGGACAAGAGCUCGAUUUAAGAGUUUGGAGGCGUCUUUGUGGCACAACGCUAGGGCUUCGCCUCUUCCUGCGUUGCGCUGGAUCGUCGUCAAAUCAAACUUCGUAUCCGCCUUCCCACAUCGUAAAGCAGACAGAUAUCCCCGACCAUCCACAAAGUCACGCAUUGAAGACGCAGUGUUGGCCACUGGUCGGCCUCCUCUUCCUUCCGAAUCCAUCUCCCAAUUACGAGCAAGAAAAAGUGGACACUGCAGCAAUCCUAAGCAAUCUUACGAGAGCUGCUCAAACACUUCCUUGCUCAGCUACGGUUGUCGGCCCGUUCUCUGGUAGAGGUCGCGUCAUGUGUCGUCUGAAGUCGAUUUUGGGUUUUUGA
This is a messenger RNA of Aureobasidium melanogenum CBS 110374, 384 nucleotides long. RefSeq lists its product as uncharacterized. The transcript has 2 exons. The record is from RefSeq and is a predicted model, not a curated record. The coding region runs from base 1 to 384 and encodes 127 amino acids. Lineage: Eukaryota; Fungi; Ascomycota; Dothideomycetes; Dothideales; Saccotheciaceae.